Molecule: messenger RNA, 1938 nt
Organism: Anthostomella pinea
Lineage: Eukaryota; Fungi; Ascomycota; Sordariomycetes; Xylariales; Xylariaceae
Source: the annotation of a GenBank genome assembly
AUGGUCCGAGAUUUGAACGCUUUGAGAGCUACUGCGAAGCGCUGGACCACCAAUCGACAUUCCCAAGCUGCGUCCCUCGAAACGAAUGCCGAGGUGACUACGCUGUACGAAGAAUUGGACCACGGAAAACGUCAGAUUCGCCUUCUUAGAGUGAAGCCUGGCCUUCAGGAGAUAGAAUGCGUACUCGAAACCUUCCCACUGGACGAUCCACCGGUGUACAAGGCGCUAUCCUAUACGUGGGGCCAGGAUGCAGCGGGCCAUGAGGUCCGAAUCAAUGGAGAGGGCUUCUCUGUGAGACCCAAUCUCUACGAGCUCCUUCGACUACUCUUGCGUGAGCAGGACAGCAGCUGGUUCUUCAUCGACGCCGUAUGCAUCAACCAGCAAGAUGUCGCCGAUCGCACGAGUCAGGUCAAGCAGAUGGGCGACGUCUAUCGCUAUGCUGUGGAGGUCGUAGCUUGGCUUGGUUCUGAUGGCACUGAGGAUCCUGAUGUUCUUGCAAGUUGGCAGGGGCUGUGUGGACUCGGCGUGGAGGCUCUGGAGAGCCCGGAUAGCGCUGCUUUCAUGGUUGAGCGCAUGAAGAGCAGAUCGACUGAGCUGCUCGCGCUUCUUGAGGCUCUGUGCCAGCGACCUUAUUGGAGGAGGCUAUGGGUAGCACAGGAGGUCAUGCUCAGCCGCGAAUUGACUCUGCGCUGCAACGAGUUGCGAUGCCCUUGGGAUGUCUUGCUCCUCUUUCUCGACUACACAUACGAGCAGGACUUGACUGGGUUCGCAAAGGAGGUGCCGGUCCACAAAGUACCGGUAUUCGCUCUGAGAUAUGAGGAAAGUGAACUAGACAACAGCUCUUGGAUUGCUGUCAAUAGCUUGUUCAUGGAAUUUUCGGAUCCUUUGGCUUCUUCAAAUCAUUGGGUGCGCUUUGGGAUGGCCAACCGACGGUCUCGACCGAUUCAUCUCAACUGGCCUCUCGGUCGCGCAAGGCUGCUGUUGAACCAAAAGAAGGCAUGGCAGCCGGAGAAAGAUAGACCAAACAUGAGACGACAACGUGGUAGCAGCCUUUUCGUCGUGGAUUACAGAAUGUCUGUCUCUGAGCUCUACACUCAUGCGCUGAUUGAGGGUCUCGUGGAGCUUCAAUUGUUCCGAGGUCCUUACCUACCCUGCAAACGGUCAGAACCGUUGUUGUACGUUGGGGUGCUCUUGUUGGGUCUUGCCUUGAUGAAAGACAGGCGCUAUCGCGCAAACGCGAUUCUGAUCACAUCCACUGUCCUGAGACGCAUGGGCUGGUCUUUGCGACAUCGACAGUUCUGGCAUCUCGCUAGGGAGCAGUUCGACCUCAUGGCAACUUACCAUUUUCCGCCCACGGACUUCUUUCUUCAGUUCCUCUAUCCUCUAACGGUAAAGAUGCUCUUCUGGCGACUCGAACUCGAGAUGCGCGUCUAUCGAUCAGUCAACUCUGUACCAGCGUCUGCCGCCGAGCCAUACCGCGAACUUUUGGAGAAGAAACUAUCUGGCUUGACCAAGUACGACGGUCUCGUCCGGGAGUUACAGCGACUAUCCACCGCAGAAGGACUCACCGACAACGAGGCGAAGGUUCUUUUAGAAGAUAUUGUCAGGUUCCCGACUGCUCGCGAGUGUGCUCAACUGAACGAGCGAGCAUUACAAGAUGUGCUCGAUCGCCUAAAGUCGAUGACUACGUCCGACUGCACAACGAGCAAAGAUGACUGCAAGAUACUGCUGACGAUCUUUGACAAGCUGUCAGACGCCGUGAAGCCUCGAGAAGAUUGGGGUUUCAGCGGCGUGCCUGAUAUCAUGCAACGAGCCAAUAAACAUGUCAGAGCGAUCGAAGAGCUCCUACGGAUUAGUCGAAAGUCCGGUGAAUCGAGAUAUGUAAAGAUUAGGGAGGCUUUUCAAGGCCGGUACUCAGACUCUGUUCCAUUAUUCUAG